GCAAACAGUUUGGUUUGUUGACGGCACCUCGUCAUAGUCCUAGAUCUAACCAUACACCAAACACACACAAAUUCGCAUCGCACCUCCCAAUUCCCAUGACAUAAACACCAAUACAGAGCAGCAUAACAUAAACAACACAAACAGUGACGACUACAACUACUACUAGUACUCUACUCUCCCUCUUUGACUCCUCUUCCUCCAUGGCCUCCGAGUUGGCCGAGUCCGAUCAAACCAACAUCGACGGCGUGCGUAUGACAUGGAACACCUGGCCCCGCACCAAAGUCGAACUCUCUAAAUGCGUCAUCCCUCUCGCCGCCUCUCUCUCUCCUCUCCACCCCCACCCCUCCAUUCUCUCUCUCCCCUACUCUCCUCUCCACUGCAAAACCUGCUCCGCGAUUAUCUCUCCCUUCGCCCGCGUCGAUUUCGCCGCCCUCAUCUGGAUCUGCCCCUUUUGCUACCAGCGCAACCACUUCCCCCACCACUACUCCGCCGUCUCCGAGACGAAUGUUCCCGCCGAAUUGUACCCGCAGUACACCACUAUCGAGUAUACCAUGAAUGAAACGGUGGCCAAGUCGCCGCCGGUGUUUUUGUUUGUGGUGGAUACGUGUGUGGUGGAGGAGGAAUUAGGGUUUGCCAAAUUGGCGCUGAGUCAGGCGAUUGGGUUGUUGCCGGAGAAUGCGCUUGUGGGGUUAGUCAGUUUCGGGACUCAGGUGCAGGUUCAUGAGCUGGGGUUUGGGGAGAUGUCCAAGGUUUACGUCUUUCGGGGAGGGAAGGAGUUGGGGAAGGAUCAGAUUUUGGAGCAAUUGGGAUUAGGGAGGAGGACUGGGGGGUUUGGGAAAGCCGGGGUUUUCGAUUCGGGUGUUAGUAGGUUUUUGUUGCCUGCUUCUGAUUGCGAGUAUACGUUCACUUCGAUAUUAGAGGAGUUGGGGACGGAUCAGUGGCCAGUUCCGCCUGCUAGUAGAGCUGCGAGGUGUACGGGAGUGGCACUCAGUGUUGCUUCUGGAUUGCUUGGAGCUUGUUUGCCUGGUACGGGAGCACGGAUAAUUGCAUUAGUGGGUGGUCCAUGUACAGAAGGACCCGGCGCGAUUAUAUCUAAGGACUUGUCUGAUCCAGUUCGUUCCCAUAAAGAUUUGGAUAAGGAUGCAGCACCUUAUUUUAGAAAAGCUGUUCAAUUUUAUGAAGAACUUGCAAAGCAGCUUGUCAGCCAGGGGCAUGUUUUGGACCUUUUUGCCUCUGCACUUGAUCAGGUUGGUGUUGCAGAGAUGAAAGUUAUUAUUGAAAGAACAGGUGGGCUUGUUGUUCUAUCUGAAAGUUUUGGACAUUCUGUUUUCAAAGACUCUUUUAGGCGUGUUUUUGAAGACGGGGAGCAGUCAUUGGGGCUCUCCUUUAAUGGUACACUUGAGAUUAAUUGUUCAAAAGAUAUAAAGAUUCAGGGAAUCAUUGGACCUUGCACAUCUCUGGAAAAGAAAGGUCCUGCUGUUGCCAGCUCAGUUAUUGGACAGGGGAACACUACUGCCUGGAAGAUGUGUGGCCUUGAUAAAACAACUUGCUUGACUGUUUUCUUUGACAUAUCAUCUAGUGAAAAACCAGAUCCUACAGGAAAUAUAAAUCCACAGUUGUACAUACAGUUCCUUACAAGUUAUCAAAGCCCUGAUUGUCAACAAAAAUUGCGUGUUACCACCAUAACUAAACGAUGGACAGAUGGUGCUGUUGGGUCAGAGGACCUCAUACAAGGAUUUGAUCAAGAAACAGCUGCUGUAGUAAUUGCAAGAUUAACCUCUCAUAAAAUGGAGAUGGAGGAAGGAUUUGAUGCUACACGGUGGUUGGAUCGAAAUCUUAUCCGUCUUUGCUCCAAGUUUGGUGACUACCGCAAGGAUGAUCCACUUUCAUUUACAUUAAACCCCUUAUUUUCAUUGUUUCCGCAGUUUAUGUUUAAUUUGCGAAGAUCACAAUUCGUGCAGGUAUUUAACAACAGUCCAGACGAGACUGCCUAUUUUCGGAUGUUGCUGAAUCGAGAAAAUGUGCCGAACUCUCUAGUUAUGAUACAACCAUCACUCAUCUCAUAUUCCUUUAAUGGUCUGCCUGAAGCAGUCCUAUUGGAUGUGGCAUCAAUUGCUGCAGAUCGUAUUUUGUUGUUGGACUCAUAUUUUAGCAUGGUUAUAUUUCAUGGUAUGACAAUAGCUCAGUGGAGAAAUAUGGGCUACCAAAACCAGCCAGAACAUCAGGCAUUCGCACAAUUGUUGCAAGCUCCUCAUAACGAUGCCCAGCUAAUUAUUCGUGAACGUUUCCCAGUUCCAAGAUUGGUGGUCUGCGAUCAGCAUGGUUCCCAGGCAAGAUUUCUACUGGCAAAGCUGAAUCCAUCAGCAACGUAUAACAAUGCUUCUGAAAUGGCAGCUGGUAUGGAUGUAAUUUUCACCGAUGAUGUGAAUCUGCAGGUGUUCAUUGAACAUCUUCAGAGGUUGGCAGUGCAAUCUUCUUGAUUACACAACGGAGGAAGACUCUGAAAGAGUUGAAUUUUGACCUGUAUCAAAUGUCGGUACAAUUUCAGAUGCCCUCUCUGGGUAACCUCUUAUUCCGUUACAGGAUUCAUUGCUCUUUGUAUCCUUCAUAUGAGAUGAGAGGUCUAGACAUACAUCCAAAGAACAAUAAGAAAGGCACAUAAUAUUCUUUGGGGGCUUCAGAGAGGUGUUUGAAAUAACGGGUUUAGGUUUUGUUUGUUUUUUCCCCUUUUAAUUACUACAUGGUAUGAAAAUUGUAAUGUAAGUUAAUAGAGGAUACAGCUGAGCAGUACGAUAGUUCUAGAGGGUCAAGUGUAGCAAUGUAGAUUUAAGUAUUCCGAUUCACUUGUUUGUUCGAGUCGCACCAUUCACAGAUCAAAGGUUUGCCUAUAUCUAUAAUUCUAUAUUGAAUUUGUAGGUUGUACAAUUGGAGCCAAGUCUCCCAAGGUUGAGAAGUUUAGAACUUUAUGUUGCUUCAAGUUCUAUAUUUGAGUUGUAAUAUACACCAAUUUUACA
Daucus carota subsp. sativus is the source of this 3014-nucleotide messenger RNA. RefSeq names its product protein transport protein SEC23 F. Gene Ontology annotation, molecular function: zinc ion binding; GTPase activator activity. The record is from RefSeq and is a predicted model, not a curated record. Gene Ontology annotation, biological process: COPII-coated vesicle cargo loading; endoplasmic reticulum to Golgi vesicle-mediated transport; intracellular protein transport. Bases 201 to 2480 code for a protein of 759 amino acids. Gene Ontology annotation, cellular component: COPII vesicle coat; endoplasmic reticulum exit site. Lineage: Eukaryota; Viridiplantae; Streptophyta; Magnoliopsida; Apiales; Apiaceae. The transcript is spliced from 12 exons.